Vidua macroura (Pin-tailed whydah) is the source of this 1056-nucleotide messenger RNA. RefSeq lists its product as uncharacterized. The record is from RefSeq and is a predicted model, not a curated record. The transcript has 4 exons. The coding region runs from base 1 to 1056 and encodes 351 amino acids. NCBI's taxonomy places the organism in Eukaryota, Metazoa, Chordata, Aves, Passeriformes, Viduidae.
AUGGAGGCUGAGCCACUGCUGUACCGGCGGCGGCGGCAACAGGUGACCCCCAGGCAGCCACAGGCAGCAGCUCAGGUCCCCUGGACGACCAUCACACCCAUCCCUGGGGACAGGCCCACUCUGUUCCCCAGACCCAUCCCGUCAUGGAGCCCCACCAGGUCCCGCACACGCAGGGGCAACCAGGGGGGCGGGCGCUCCGUGCCCCGCAGCAGUGUCACAGGGCCACGGAGAUUGUCCGUGUCGGACUUGCCGCCUCUCCACGGCCCUCAGUUGACACUGGCCCCUCCACAGCAGCUCAGUGCUCAAAGCUCAAGGGCAUCCACUGACUGCGUUAAGCUGCCCCCUCUGCCAGCAGCAGCAGCAGCCUCUGGAUCCUCUCCCAGAGGCACAGCACGUGCUGUGGGCCCCAUGGCCAGGGGCCAGCGAAAGCAUGUGCCACCUCCUCCAUGGGGCACUCUGGCUGCGGGCAGAGCCCAGGGAACACCUUCCCUGGGGAGCAGAACCGGAGGGCUCUGGAAUGGGUCAGCAGCAAGGCAGGGCCACUGCCUGCCACCCAUGACACCUGCACGCGGCGUGCCGCUCCGCACCGGGGUGCAGCCGGCUUGGAAGCCUGUGUGGUGCUCUGUCUGUGAAAACCCACAGCCCUGUGCCACUUCUGUAAAGGAGCUGGAGGAAAAGCGGGAGGAGGAAGAGCACCCAGAAACACAGGCUGCAGGAGAGCGGGACCGAGACCUGCAGAGCACAUCGCUUGCCCAAUUGGAAGAGAAUCAGCAAAAGAGAGAGGAGCUGGAGAAGGUGGAGGAAGAUAAAAUGUACGCAGAGCUCUUUGGAGACAUCUUCUCCUCCGUGAGCAGGGAAGACCCUUCUGUGCCACUCAGCGCUUGCAGUGUGACUGAAGAGGCCAGAGGAGCAGCACAAAACUACUUGGAGCUUGUGUCUCGUGAGCUGUUGGCAGACUUGGGAUUUGACUCUGAGGAUUCGCUGUUGCUGGAAACUCUUCUGAACGAGCUCCUGGAGAAGUGGGAGCAAGAAAAAGUGGCAGGUGUAGCAGCCUGA